Messenger RNA from Myzus persicae (green peach aphid), 2231 nucleotides. RefSeq names its product flocculation protein FLO11-like. Bases 46 to 2154 code for a protein of 702 amino acids. The transcript has 2 exons. The record is from RefSeq and is a predicted model, not a curated record. NCBI's taxonomy places the organism in Eukaryota, Metazoa, Arthropoda, Insecta, Hemiptera, Aphididae.
AACAGUUUGUGUGCUAUAGAAUAACUGCAAACAACUAAUAAUAUUAUGGCUGACUUAAAAUUUUUUGUCAUAUUAGUUAUGGUGUUGGUUGCUAAGGAAGGUGUUUUUUCGUGUUCUUUGAGAAGUCAUAAACAUGGUUCAUCUCAUCCAUGUUUGCCCUUAACGUCUGAUUCUACAUCAGACUCACAGCUCACACCCGUUUUGAAUACAAUAUCUUCUCCUGAUUCUUCGUCUAGCCCGAGUACUAGUUUAUCGAGUGUUCAUGGAAAUGGUUCAGCCAUAUCUUCUAUACCAACCAUUUCUCCAGACAUGUCUUCACAGGGAUCAAUACCAUUUAUACCACCCACGGCAUCUGUACCUACUGAUAACAUGGACAUUUUAAAUUCUCUAAUUCAACUUUUGUCGUCUCCAGCAUUUUCUACAUUACAUGCAAGUAAAACACAAACUCCUGAUAAAUCAGUCUUGCCCUCUAUAUCUACAUCAAAUGCCUUACAACCAUCUGCUUCCACUUCAAUGCCACAUUCAACAUCAUUACCAUGUGCCUCAGGCUCCACCUCAAGUUCUUCUUCAAGUAUUUUACCUGCAGGUCCAUCAUAUGGUUCGAUACCUUCAAUUUUGAAUACCAUUCAGAUUCCAAAGUUGCCACAUUCAGUAUCAACACCGUCUUCUGGUACUAAUACUGACCUCAAAAAUACUUUGAUCAAGAUUUCAUCAUUAGUUCCAUCGGCUCCAUAUUUAUCUACUUCUAAACCGACGCCUUUAUCACCACCAUGCUCUCUAUUUACGCCAGCGUUAAACAAAAAUGUAGUUCCAGGUAAAAAACCAUGUGCUAUAUUAUCUCACCCCGUCGGGGCUUCGUUAAGUGUAUUACCAGGUGUACUGCGUGGUUCACCCUCGUCAUCAAACCAUUCAGUUCAAAUACUAGUUUCUGAGAAACUUCCAGCACCAGUUCCAGAACAUGUACCAGAAAUAGCACCCGAAGAAUUUCCAGCACCAAGUAAUGUACCAGUUUCAAUACCAAUAGUAACUUCAACGUCUACUCCAACUUCAUUUUCUAAUAUUAAUCCAGCCUUAAUAGAUCUUUUACGUAAAUUAUUUGUGGCCUCUCAGGCAAAAACUGGAUUGUCUUUUCCUCCAAUACCAACUAAAACACAUGCCAUACCCACAUUUAAUGCAGCCCCUGUAUCGGCUCCAGAUAUAAAGCCACAUACCAUAUCACCUGCUUGUGGAACAUCGUCUGAAUCGUCAAGUUCUUGUUCAUCGAGUAUACUACACAACCAGUCGAAUGGUUCGAUUUCUCGUCUUCAACAAAUACUGAUGUCUAUGACACCUCCCCCUGUUUCAAGCGUAUCUUUUGGUUAUAAUCCAGAAUUUAUGAAACUAUUGAUUAAAAAUUUGUUAUUUAAUCAAACCUCUUCAUUACCUCCAUCAUCGUCAUUAUAUUCACUUCUUCGGGCUAAAUUAAAUACCACCCCAAUAGCUCCUUUUGCUCCGAAUCCAAUACCAGCGUCUACUACUUAUAGACCAUUAUCCGAGUUAAACCCUAAUGUAUUCAAUGUAUCGUCAAAUAAUAUAUUUGAUUCAGCUCCUGCAGGUUCCGACACCAAUCAAAAUACAUCCAUUAGUAAUGAUCAAUAUCUCACCAGUAUCUUAAUCAAUAUUUUAACCUCAUCCAAUGCUUCGAAAACUUCUCUCCUUCCAUGUUUACCUUCAACAAACUCAGAUUCCAUUUCUUCAUUAAAUACUACUCCAGUAUCGUAUGUUCCUUGUAUCCCGCCGCUUAGCUCAUUGCCAGAUAUUUUAAAUAAAUUUCCUAACCUCACGCCCAGCACAAAUCCAUCUUUUCCCGGUCUAAUCCCAAGUCCAAUUAUUCCAUCGUUGCCAAAUAUUAAACCAUUUCCGGAAAGAUUACAAAAUUUAAAUCCUGUACCAACUUUAACACCUACCUCGUAUCCUUUAUUACCGAAAUCGGAUAUUAACCUAUGCCGAUCAAAACACAAAGGAUCACUACAAUUGUCUAGUUCGACAUCAACUGCUGUUGACCCGUGCCUUCAGAAUGCUAUACGACCGCAUACUCUACAUUUGCCAUUACCAUGCUCAUUAUCUCAUACUAAAUUAAGUUCUGGAUGUAAACAUGUAUUACCCGCCAUCUAAUUAUAUUUAAUUAUAUUUGGUAUAAAUAUUAAAGAUCAACGACUGUUAUAAAAAUUUAAAAAAGUUAUUAUAGGAAU